Molecule: messenger RNA, 1749 nt
Organism: Mycena citricolor
Lineage: Eukaryota; Fungi; Basidiomycota; Agaricomycetes; Agaricales; Mycenaceae
Source: the annotation of a GenBank genome assembly
CUCUCAUGGUCACCUGGGCUCAGCAUGUCGCGCCGUGGAUGGCUGCCUCCGGAAGGAGACGUCCAGUCCUCUUCGUCAUUCUAGUGGGGAUUGUUGUCAUAUUUCUCCUUCUUACCCCACCGAAGACCGAGGCCGUUCUUCCGACGCCUGCCCCCAUUUCAGCCGAAGCAGCCUCGACUAUCGUUCAGUCUGAACCAGAUCGGGUCGUACUUCCCGCUGACGACGCCACGCCUUCCGGCCCCGUUCUCAAACUUCCUGGGCCUCCUACAUAUGCCUCGCUUCGGAAAUGGGAGGACAACCUUCCUCAGCAUGACUUGGACUUGCCGUAUCCCGAAGGCAAAAGUGGUCGCUACGUCAAGUUCUCGAAUGAGAUGAAGUUGGUGGGCUGGAAUAAUUGUCUAAACGAGAGGUUGAUGAACGCCCAUCUGGCCUAUAUUUCCGGGCGCGCAUAUGUCUUUUCGGACUACAUGUGGGCCUGGGAACACUACGCUUGGCCCCAUGAGCAGCAUCCCCCGGGCGGCCCUCGUACACCGCUCAACGCCAUCGUCUCUGGUCCCAUGGCCGGCGGACCCUGGGCAUCUGAUGAUCCCGCACCGCGCUCGAUCUCAGCCAAGUGGUUCGAUGUCGUCUGUCCCCUUUCUGAGCGACGACUGCUCAACACGACGGAGGUCAAACCCUUCGUCCUGUCCAAACCUGGGAUCGAGGUGCUUGACAGAUGGGCACAGGUGUUGCGGGAUGCGCCCGAGCGGUGCAUAGAGGUCAUCGCACCUCCUGAAGACGUGGAUGACAAGCCCCAGGUGUUCGAUUUAUGGCUUUGGGGCAACUCCCGAGUCCUUUCGUUGUGGGAUCCAUUUUCGAAAUCGCCAACCUCUCGUCUUUUGGGCCCAUCGCCGCUAGUGCAAAGUGCGAUCGACCGCAACUUGUACUUGUUUCUGCCCCAUGGCCCCCAGCACGGGCAUCCUCACUACCCGUCUCCUUCAUACGGCCCCCGAGAUCCAUUCGAUCGCAUGCUCGCGGUGCACAUUCGUCGUGGGGACUAUGUCAAUCACUGCGAGAAUCUCGCGAAUUGGGGAAGCACCUACUACAGCUGGGCUCUGCUCCCAUCCCUUGUCGACCACUUCAUCCCACCGCCCGCGGGUGAUCCUAAUCGAGUCGACAAGGUUCUGAAACACUGCCUUCCGAGUCUGGAACAGUUUCUGCAGCGGAUCCACGACGUGCGCGAGGAAUACCUAGCUUCACCCAAAAAGCUGCGCGGCGAGAGCCGCGUGCUGGACGUCCUCUACCUGCUCACAAAUGAGCACGGGCCGUGGAUAGAAGAACUCGAAGCUGCGGUCAAGAACGUUGGCUGGAACACUGUGGUCAGCACGCGCGAUUUGACGCUGGAUGUGGAGCAGGAGGAUGUCAGCAUGGCGAUAGACAUGCAGAUUGCCCGACGGGCAGCCGUCUUCCUGGGGAAUGGAUGGUCGUCCUUUACAAGCAAUAUCAUCCACCAGAGACUUGUGGAUAACCGCGAACCACUGAGCACUCGGCUCACUUGAGACUGGACUGUCCAGGUCCCAGUACGGGCAUUCGCAGGCCUCUUGGUGGCACCGUGGCACGAUCUUCAAUGACGCGGCUACAUCACUGGUCCAGGACCCAUACCUCGUUAUCGGCUCCUGUUUCCUUGAGAUUAUGCACAGCUAGUAUCGUAUAUAUGAUACCACAGUCGUAUACAGCAUGCAAAAUAACACUUUCGAAGAGUGGGCUCCA